UUUCUGGCGCACUUUUACGCAUUUACCAUUAAAAAUGCCGUGUUUUUUGUGCACUAAACAUGUGGAUGACAACGUGGGCAACAUUGAGUUUCCUUCCGAGGAGGCUGACUCUAUGGGCCUGCAGCCCAUCAUCGAAAAACAUUUCUGGCUGCGGAUCCAUGACUCAGGCAGCGGCUACGUGUGCGGCGACUGCUGGGAGCAAUUGCUGAUCUUUCACAGCUUCUACCUCAGCGUGGAGCAGGCCCACAUGGCGCUGGAGCAGACGACGCAUGUGACGUUGCCUUCUCUGCCCACAGAAGUGGUGUCGGCGAUCCUCGGUGGAGGGGAGGAUGUGGUGAAGAACGAGGAAGGAGACAGCGUGGCGGCUGGCGUUAAGCGCCGACGAGGACGUCCCCGUAAAACGGAGCCAAAGGAUGUCAGCGAGGAGCUCAAGACCGUGUUGGAGCAGAUCAACCUGAAUGAGAUCAAAAUUGAGUAUCCUGAGGCGGAUCUGACUAUAGCCGAUGUCCUGGAAGACCAGGAGGAGCACGACUACAUGCCCAGCGACUGCGGCAGUGAGGACGAGGCUGGCGAAGACAUGGAGGAGGAGGAUGAGGAGGAGGAAGAAAAGCCAAAGCCGAAGCCGCCUAAGGUCCAGCACAAGGCUCGCGGUCGUCCCAGAGGACGUGGCCGCGGCCGCGGCCGCGGACGGGGACGGGGAAAAGUAAGCCUGCCUGAACGGCCAAAGCGAACCGGGGUGCCGAAUAUGGCAAAGUCGAAGGAGUUCAACGCGUACAUUCGGGAGCACUAUAAGGUCCACUGCCCAGUCUGCAGUUUGCCCAUGGAGGGCUUUUCGGAGAUGUUAGUGCAUGUGCGACGCGAGCACAAGCAGCGUGGCUACUCCACAUGCUGCAACCGCAAGUUCUGGAAGCGGGGCGUCCUGGUCGAUCAUCUGCGCCGCCACCAGGAUCCGGAACUCUUCAAGUGCGACAUCUGUCAUCGCGUAAUGGGCCAGCGUCGGAGUCUGGAGCUGCACAUGCGGAUGCACGAGAUCAAGGCAAACGGGCGCCGCUACCAGUGCGAGCAUUGCUCCAAAAGCUUUUACAGUGCGGUGGUGUGCGAGCGCCACAAGCUGACGCACAUUCCCCGGGAUCAGUGGCUCGUCAAGUGCACACACUGCGAGAAGACUUUUCCCACUCAGUAUACGAUGAAGCAGCACGUGAAGUUGGUCCACUUGAAUUUAUAUGCCAAGAUCUGCGAUGUCUGCGGUAAAUCCAUCCGCGGCAGGGAGGCUUUGGUCCGCCAUAUGGAGGAGCACACGGGCGCACCACAGGCAGCCAUCAGCUGUCAUCUGUGUGACUCAAAGCUGACCACCAAAUAUGGCCUGGCCCGGCAUAUAAAGAUGAUGCACACCGCCGAGAAUCUCCAGCCGAUGCAAUGCGAGCAUUGCCUCAAGAUCUCGCCCAGCCUGCAGGCGCAUCAGCACCACUUGAAGUACACCCACAACACGGCUCGCACUCACCAGUGCCCGAUGUGCGAGAAGGCCUUCAAGCGACCCAACGAGCUGAAGGAGCACAUGACCACCCAUACCGGGGAAGUGCUGUACACCUGUCCCCACUGUCCGCAGACCUUCAACUCCAAUGCCAAUAUGCAUGCCCACCGAAAGAAGGUUCAUCGCAAGGAAUGGGAGGAGAAUCGUCAUAAGCGGGUUUACCAGCCGCGGAAAGCGGACACGAUCAUUGCUGUAAGCGUGCGCAAGACGACGGAGGCACGACUCGUUGGGGAGGCAAAGGCUGCUACAGAGAUAGCAGCACCACCUCCGCCACCAGCAGCCGUAAGCUCUGGAGCCGAGUGCUAGCCCUUGGUGACCCUUUGACCUAAUAAAAACCAAAAUAAGACACUGU
Messenger RNA from Drosophila kikkawai, 1883 nucleotides. RefSeq names its product transcription factor grauzone. Gene Ontology annotation, cellular component: nucleus. Lineage: Eukaryota; Metazoa; Arthropoda; Insecta; Diptera; Drosophilidae. Gene Ontology annotation, molecular function: zinc ion binding. The record is from RefSeq and is a predicted model, not a curated record.